This is a messenger RNA of Entamoeba invadens IP1, 531 nucleotides long. RefSeq lists its product as hypothetical. The transcript has a single exon. The record is from RefSeq and is a predicted model, not a curated record. NCBI's taxonomy places the organism in Eukaryota, Evosea, Mastigamoebida, Endamoebidae. The coding region runs from base 1 to 531 and encodes 176 amino acids.
AUGUGGUGGGUCUUUGUUAUGAUUAUUUUGUUUGCUGCUUUUGUUAUAUUUUUGCUCAUUAUUGUAGUGUUUGAAGGUGUAAAGACUAUACAACGAAAAAUGAAUAAAAAUCCAACUACAACUAUAUUCCACAUGAAAAAUUCUAAUGUUCGAUUCACUACCAUUCGAGGUGGAUUGUGCUGUAAUUUAUCAGAAAUUGAUUUCAACAGUGAAAUAGAAGAGAUCCCAGUCGACAAAGAAAUUCGACAACUUCUUUGUGUUGGCAAUUCAAAAGAACGUGCUGUUAAAAUUCAAUUUACGCUUAAAGAGCAGAAUGAGAAAUUUCGACUCCGGAUGAACCCAGAAAUAGUCACAUUAAAACGAGGCUAUGCAUGUGAAGUCGAAACUCUUUUAUUGAUUCAGUGUACACUUAAAAUUAAAAGUGAGGUGUUGAUAGUCUCUAAAAAUUUACAAACUAACUUGGACAUUUUUAUUCGAUCAGAGUCAAAGCAAAUAGUGAGAUAUCCACUAAGUUAUAUGCUGGUGAAAUAA